UCUGAGGUUGCUGACAUUGGGGCUCCCAUGUCAGUGCCAGACAUGGAACUAAGCAUUGAGCAUCACAUAGCAUUAAAAUUAAGUGCAAGCCUUAUGCAAGGACAUGGAGCAGUGGAUCGUCUCCUUGAUGGGUUUCGCAAUGCUUCUGAGAACCAAACGGAUAAUGAUGUUGAAGGAGCAGAACGCGAAGAUGCCCGAAGUGAUGGUUCGUUGAUGCUUCCUGAAUAUUUCUUUAAUAUAACUUCAUGAUCUUUUUGACAGCUGUAACAAGAUACAGACUUGGACCUACAACGGUUUAUCAACUCGAGAAUUAUGUCGUCAAUGAACUAUUCCAAUACUAUCGAACUGACCCCAGGUUUCAAGUAUCACAUAUACUCGAUUUCACUUCCCCCCUUCCGAAAGUGACUAGCUCAGCAGAGCAAGUUCGGUGGGUCAUCCUGAACAGUCGGCGUCUCGUGCCAACAAGAAAUGCUCGAGCUGGUCGUACUUCACCAGCUCGCUCUGCUUUGGUGAAAGCAACUAUCAAUGGCGAAGCCUGGUUUGGCGAAAUCCUGGAGUUGUUCUUACAUUCGCAAAACAUCGGUAACCCCAUGACUUUUGCAUAUGUAAGAUGGAUGGUCGAGUACACAGUUGACGGACAACUUGGUGUUCCAACAACAUCAGACUACUGGGACGACUACCUGGAUCAGCUCCACGUGAAUACUUUUGUAUUCAAUCGGUAUCAUGGGAAUAGCACACACGACCCACCACAGGUGAUUCCGAUAGACUGGAUCGAUUGCCAGAUUGCCCGCAUGCACUGGCCUAUGCAAGAGGUGUGGAUGACUAUCACUCUCGACCGGCAUGGUAUCACAGCUUGAUAUAGCGCCUGAGUUUCGGUGCCACACCUGGCACACUCCCCUUGCACCGACCGCUCCUGAUGGCUGUUUCCCCCCCUAGUUCCCCCUAGUACCUACCAUACCAUUCAAGUCAUUCACGUCAAAGAUGUCAUUUUUUUUGCAGA
Messenger RNA from Cantharellus anzutake, 1000 nucleotides. RefSeq lists its product as uncharacterized. The transcript has 3 exons. Bases 246 to 857 code for a protein of 203 amino acids. The record is from RefSeq and is a predicted model, not a curated record. NCBI's taxonomy places the organism in Eukaryota, Fungi, Basidiomycota, Agaricomycetes, Cantharellales, Hydnaceae.